Labrus bergylta (ballan wrasse) is the source of this 3048-nucleotide messenger RNA. RefSeq names its product vacuolar protein sorting 4 homolog B (gene vps4b). Gene Ontology annotation, molecular function: ATP hydrolysis activity; ATP binding. Gene Ontology annotation, biological process: endosomal transport; vacuole organization. Lineage: Eukaryota; Metazoa; Chordata; Actinopteri; Labriformes; Labridae. The record is from RefSeq and is a predicted model, not a curated record.
GUGUCAGAUCCGAGGGAGUGAUUAACAAACAGGAACUUGUUGUGCACUAUGCUUAUACAGUGACAUACAUACGAGUAAGUAAACGAAACUGCAAUGUCAGGCAGCACCUUGUGAUUCUACUUUGUUUUAAAUUUUCACAGGACUCCGUAUGGAGCCAACAACUCUACAGAAAGCUAUUGCAGUGGCACAGAAGGCCUCACAGGAGGAUGAGGCUGGGAACUAUGAUGAGGCCAUACGCUCUUACCAACAUGCUGUCAAGUACUUUCUUCAUAUUGUAAAGCGUGAACCCCAGGGUAAAGAUGGCAACCAGAAGAUCAGAGAUAAAUGCAAACUAUACCUGGACCGAGUGGAGGAACUGCAAGAGUACUUAGAGAAGAAAGAGAAAGCAAUUGAUCUUGCGAGCAAGGCGGCUCAGGAGGAUAAAGCUCAGAACUAUGAGGAGGCGCUGCGUUUGUACCAAGCUGCUGUUCAGUACUUUCUCCAUGUGGUGAAAUAUGAAGCUCAGGGGGACAAAGCGAGACAAAGCAUCCGGGCGAAAUGUGUGGAAUACUUGGACAGAGCAGAGAAGUUGAAGGAGUAUCUAAAGAAGAAAGAGAAAGCUCCUCCUGCUAAGCCGGUCAAAGAGUCCCAGUCUGAUGACAAAGGGAAUGAAAGCGAUGAAGGUGAUGAUCCAGAGAAAAAGAAGUUCCAGAACCAACUCUCAGGUGCAAUCGUCAUGGAGAAACCAAACAUCAAAUGGAGUGACGUCGCUGGUUUAGAGGGAGCUAAGGAGGCCCUUAAGGAAGCCGUUAUUCUCCCGAUCAAAUUCCCCCACCUUUUCACAGGAAAGAGAACUCCUUGGAGAGGGAUCUUGCUCUUCGGACCUCCCGGAACAGGAAAGUCCUAUCUGGCUAAAGCCGUUGCCACAGAGGCAAACAACUCCACCUUCUUCUCCAUCUCCUCAUCUGACCUUGUCUCCAAAUGGCUGGGAGAGAGUGAAAAGUUGGUGAAGAAUCUGUUUAGCCUUGCAAGGGAGCACAAGCCCUCUAUCAUCUUCAUCGAUGAGAUUGACUCCCUGUGUGGCUCAAGAAGUGAGAACGAGAGUGAGGCUGCUCGCCGUAUUAAGACAGAGUUUCUGGUUCAGAUGCAAGGUGUCGGAAAUGACAAUGAAGGAAUUCUUGUACUUGGGGCCACAAAUAUCCCGUGGACCCUCGACUCAGCCAUCAGGAGAAGAUUUGAGAAGAGGAUCUACAUCCCACUGCCUGAAGAGCAUGCCCGCUCCUUUAUGUUCAAGCUCCACCUGGGCUCCACCCCCAGCAGUCUCUCUGAUUCUGACUAUGUCACUCUGGGAAAGAAGACGGACGGUUACUCAGGAGCUGAUAUCAGCGUCAUUGUAAGAGAUGCUUUGAUGCAGCCUGUGCGAAAGGUCCAAUCAGCAACCCACUUCAAACGGGUACGGGGUCCAUCCCCAACCGACCCUGACAUUGUCAAAGACGACCUCUUGACUCCCUGCUCACCAGGCGAUCCCAACGCCAUUGAAAUGACAUGGAUGGAGGUCCCUGGGGAGAAGUUACUGGAACCUAUAGUAUGCAUGCCUGACAUGAUGAGGUCUCUGGCCAACACAAAGCCUACAGUCAAUGAGCAUGAUCUGGACAAACUGAAAAAAUUCACAGAGGACUUUGGACAGGAGGGUUAGGGGGGAUGAUUGGUCCAAACCAAAGCAAAGGAAUUUUGAUUGUCUCUCUUUUAUGUUUAUCUCUCUGUCAAAUAGUAAUCAAUCCCUGGGACUGGUGGUUCACUAAACAAUAAGUAAGAUUACUGCUCUGUUUUUGCCAACCUGACAGCCACACAAGGUGGAGAACUUAGUUUUAUCUGAUAUUCACCAUUGUCCAAAGACUUUUAAGACUUUCCAUUUGCAGCUGACCUUAUGGAAUAUCACUAUGAUAUAGGGAAUUUUGACGUAUGCACCAAAGGUAUUGAUGUGCCGAAUACCCAAGGGACUUUUGGAAACAUGUGGCAGUAAAUCAUGACACAACAUGAGAAUGAGGCUAUUGAAAUCAAGAUCAUUUAUUUUUAGUUAGGACUAGCUCUUGUGUCCCAGUCAGAAUAAAGCUCACUAGAACAAUACAUACCCCUUAUAUAUUUUAUAUAAAAACAAGCAUUUUGGAAUGUCUCUUUGUGGACUGAUGAAAUAUUGGGCUGGGCGAGUGACUUCAUAGGAUUAGUUGAGAUGUAAUUUGUUUUUGUUGUUCCAAAAAUAUUAAGAGUUUCAAGACACAUACUCAGGAUGAGAGCUGCAUUAGGCCCUAUGGAAAUGUUGGUUGUUUAUCAAGUUUCCUUCUAAAUGACCGUGGUAUUUGUUUCCUCAUUAGAAUUUAAAACGUCUGUAAGGAUUGAUCACCAAGACCAGCAUCAUUUUACAAAGACUCAAUAGCUUUGAAUUCCUUCCUCACUCAGCUCAUGGUUUCCCUUUGCAUCUGCUAUAGAUUUGUGUUUCGUAACUAUCCAUAGGCUUUGCUAAUUGUGCUUAAGAGAAAUUGGGGGGGAAAAAACAAAGCCUCACAUUGAGAUACAGUCACAUUGCAAAUUUAGUCCAAACCAAGGUGUUGAAGUGGGAACACUGAUGGCUCGUGUGAAGAGAUCAUCAUCUUGUAUUCUUAACAACGUAGGAAUGCAUCUCUAAGCAUGAGCUAUACGAAGCCAUGAGUGGCAGUGUGCAUUAUGUGCCUUCAAGAAAGCCUUCUAAGUUUGCAAGAUUAUUUUGUAUGUGUUUAUUUCUAAAUUGAUCAUACUGCUUAUGUAUCCAGUGCUAUGUCACUACACCUAAGACAUGUAUAAUACUUGCACAUUUCCUGUAUACUCUUUUAGAGACUGUAUACAACUGUACUCUUCUACUCCUAAUGUGUGAAAACUGUCAUUACUGAGUUUUGAUGGGGAACAUCUUUUACUUAACUGUAAAUGUCUAUACAUAUAUCCAACUUUUGAACCUUUUCCUUGUGGAGAGGUCGCCCAGUCAUACGAUUUUCAGUUUUUCGUUUCUAUGAUGUAAAUAAAAGUUUAAAGCUACAU